This is a messenger RNA of Salvelinus namaycush (lake trout), 7493 nucleotides long. It is a transcript of the gene bicd2b, whose product is annotated as bicaudal D homolog 2 (Drosophila). Gene Ontology annotation, cellular component: Golgi apparatus; cytosol. Gene Ontology annotation, molecular function: dynactin binding; cytoskeletal adaptor activity; dynein complex binding. The coding region runs from base 2417 to 4885 and encodes 822 amino acids. The record is from RefSeq and is a predicted model, not a curated record. Gene Ontology annotation, biological process: regulation of microtubule cytoskeleton organization; protein localization to organelle; microtubule anchoring at microtubule organizing center. The transcript has 8 exons. NCBI's taxonomy places the organism in Eukaryota, Metazoa, Chordata, Actinopteri, Salmoniformes, Salmonidae.
ACAAGAAGAAUGACCUGAUUUCUGCAGAGGCCGUAUCACCCUAAAUUCUGCACGGCCAUUGCAGACGGUGGAAUGAACAUGCAUAGCCUUUAAUCCGUGGACCUGCGUUCUGGUCUGCCGACUGCUCCUGGAUAUCAUGGUCUUGUCGCCUGCGUUAGAUACGUGACCAUUUUUUUCUCUUGCAUUAUUUUAUGUUAAGUAGGAUAGCAGCAUACACAAGAAAUAACUAAUAUUGAUAACCAUCUAGAUGUCACCUUGAUACAUUUUCGGUUCCCAAAACUAUAAUCUGUUACGAACAGAGUGGACUAAGUUUUGUAGACUUUACCCUUUGCCAAAGUUGUAAAAUAAUGCGUUGUUUAGAAGGAGUGCGAAGGAUAAUUUACUUAUUGCACAUGCGCACCUCACAGAGUAGGUGUUCCUUAAACUUAAAUAUGCAAAUGUAUGCUCGAACACGCCAAUAGGAUCUCGCUAGCUUGUGCUUGGCUCUGCCCGCCUCCUUGCUUGUUCCGCCCUCUAUGACUCAUUUGUUCCCGUUUGAAAUGUCAGGCAGUGGUCUAUCUUGGUUUAGUUAUACAAAUAUUUGCCCAUACUCCCGGUUGCCAUUGGGAUGCAUCUAUCUGCUCACGCCCGGCACACUCAUUAGGCAGGAUUAGGUGUCUAUGGCGGCAGAUUGAUGAGGGAGGGUUUUUCUGAGCUAAACUGACCAAGACGCACCUCCAACAACAACACAUAAAACCUCACAUAAUUCUGCCCAAAAACAAUGACAAUUUCUCUUAACCAGUAGCAUAUGGGCUUUUUAGGUGAGCGCUAAAUCUGCCCUUUGAUAAGCAGUGCCCACUUUGUCAAAGGCAGGGGCGCAAAAUAUUUUGCUUGUCCAUUCGCAGCGCGCCUCUCCAUGGUGCUGUUGGAGAGACGCAUCUCUGCAGCGUUCCGCGUUCCAAUGUUCCGUCAAAAUAAUAUCUAACAUUAAUCAUGUUGCAGAUAUAGGAUAUUGUAGAAAAACUAUGUGGCUUUUUCUGUAGCCUACAGGCUGGAGAUAAAAUAUAUGACAAUGUAACGAGGACACUUUUUACAUCAUGCAGGUUUCUCCGAUCAAAUAGCCUAAACUAAAUGGCGCUCAAUCAAUUAAAUAAAUGUUGAUUAGGUGACCAUGAUGGUUCGAGGGACAGAUUGGGAAUUUAGCAAGGACACGAGGUUUAACACCCCUACUCUUACAAUAAGUGCAACCUUUCCGUUACAAUUCCAACGCUCUAACCAAUAGGCUACCUGCCGCCCCAAUGAUUUCCACAUCCACGGACAUUGGUUUUUGGUCCGGUUGGGACCAAAUCUUAACUUGAUUUCAACGUCCAGGGAUAUUUAAGGUUCAUUUAAGGUUCUGAAUGUUUGGUUCAGUUUUGAUGUGCUCCAGACCGCCUUGAUUUCAACAUCCACGAUUGGUUGAUUUUGUCCGGUCCGGAACAAAUCUGAACCAAUCAUAGACGUCUAUGUUUGGUUCAGAUUUUGUCCUGUCUUGACCAGCCUUGAUUUGGCCCAAACAUAUAUGUCUAUAAAUUACUUAUUUUCAACUUUCAUUCAGGCCCGAAAAUGAACCUGAUUUCAACUUCCGGAAAAUACAUAUUUUUCAACAUCCGGAAAAGAUGCCUUUUCAAUGUCCUGGAAAUAUUUAUUUGAAACAUACAGAAAAUACAUUUUCAUCUUUCAUUCAGAACCUAAAUUGAACCUAACUUCAACGUCUGGAAAAUACGUCCUUUGGACGUCAUUUUGCUUACUGGAACUAUUCUAGUUUUGCAGGGGAACGCCAUUUUUUGGUCUUGCCUAAGGCGGCAGAAUGGAAAGGACCGGCCCUGCAUCUACCCCCUUACUAUCAGUGUUACUAUCAACUCAUAGUGCAGCCCAAUCAGCCACGCAAAACAGCGUUGAGUGGCAGCAAAUCUGUCCACUUAGCUGAGUCGCUUUCCAUACACCCACUCCUUUCGAAACACCCACUCGCACAAACUCCGGUCGCCAUAUUGAGUUGCAGCUACCCAUACUUGAGUUAGUGCCUACAAAAAGACGCCAUUACUAUUUCUCUCCAUGGGCGUAGUCCUUCUUCCAAACAUAAUGGCCCUAAAACUACAUCUCCCAUGGCGCACAACUGUAGACCUGAAACUGUAUUCCUCAUAAUCGAUGAUCUCAACUUAGUUUCCUCUCUAGUGGCAUGAAGUAGGCUUGCUGGGGGAAGAUAGGUACCGGGGCUAUGGAGCGAGCUGAAAAUACUAUCUGAUAACGGUAUCCGCUGAUAGACCGCUGAACUUUGUGUUCACAUCAAAAAGUUGAGAACCCGAAGAGAGAGACAAAAACAGCCAUGCAGUUCAAAUACAGAAGGCACUGAUUUAUUUUUAUAUGCUUUUCUGUUGUCCUUCAAGUGCUGGCCAAGAUGUCUGUGGAGGAACAGGAAUAUCCAGAGGCGACUCUGGUUGCAGAGGCCGGGCCGCAGUGGUUUCGGGCCGAAUUAGAACGCCUAUCCCGGGAGUUGAGCGAGACGACUCAUGAGAAGAUCCAGGCGGCGGAAUACGGGCUUGCGGUGCUCGAAGAGAAGCAACUACUCAAACAGCGGUAUGAUGAGUUGGAGACUGAGUUCGAGACCGUUCGGCAGGAACUCGACCAGCUGAAGGAGGCGUUUGGUCAGGCCUACUCCACCCAUAGGAAGGUGGCUGCAGAUGGGGAGAGCAGGGAGGAGUCACUGAUGUUGGAGUCAGCCAGUAAGGAGGCCCAAUAUCACCAGAUGGUCCUGGAGCUGCAGAAUGACCUGCGGUUGGCCAGAACCGACCUCACUAGCACCCAAUCAGAGAACGAGCGCCUGGCUGCCGUCGCCCUGGAGAUGAGAGAGAGCUCUAAGCAGGUAGAGUUGCAGCGCACCCAACUGCGUGAUGACAUCAGAGAGUAUAAAGUGCGGGAGGCACGUCUGCUGCAGGACUACAGUGAGCUGGAGGAUGAGAACAUCUCCCUGCAGAAACAGGUGUCCCUGCUACGACAGAGCCAGGUGGAGUUUGAGGGUCUGAAGCAUGAGAUCCGUCGCCUGGAGGAAGACUCCCUGUGCCUCCACAGCCAGCAGGAGGAGGCCAUGCGCCUGAGGGAGAUCGCCGAGCGCCAGCUGACCGAGGCUCUGGAGACCAUUAAGACUGAGCGCGAGCAGAAGGCCGCCCUGCGUAAAGAACUGUCCCACCACAUGACCAUUGGGGACAACCUGUUACCAUACUACCACAGUUCCCUCAACGUCUCCCUGGACGGACUCAAGUUCAGCGAGGAUCCCACUGCUGCCACCAACGAGCCGAACCACGAUGACUCGUUCCGCGGCUACGAGAACGGCCUGGCCAAGGUGGCCGCCGACGGCAACGAAGAUAACAAAGCCAAACUUCGGCCCGCCCCCAGCCUAGUGGAUGACCUGCUGAGUGAACUCAACAUCUCAGAGAUCCAGAAACUCAAGCAGCAGCUCAUGCAGGUGGAGCGAGAGAAGGCGGCGCUCCUCUCCUCUCUGCAGGAGUCCCAGAAGCAGCUGGAGGUGGCCCACGGGACUCUGUCAGAGCAGCAGGAGACGGUGGGACGCCUCACUGAGAACCUCAGUGCCAUGAGGAAACUCCAGGCCAGCAAGGAGCGCCACUCGGCCCUGGACAGCGAGAAAGAGCGAGACAGCCGCGAUGACGGUGACGGGGACUACUACGAGUUGGACAUCAACGGGCCUGAGAUCCUGCAGUGUAAGUACACCAUCGCCGUAUCCGAAGCCGGGGAGCUCAGACAGGAGCUGAAGACACUUAAAGCCGAGUACCAGUCGUGCCACAGCCAGUACGAAGAAGAGCGAGUCCGCCUGGAGAGCGACGUGGCAGGGCUGAGCGAAAAGCUGGCCUCCCUGGAGAAGACCAGCCGGCAGGAGCACGAGGAGGUGACGAGGCUGGAGAAGGAUCUGCGGCGAGUGAGUGAAGCGGUUGGCGAGUCGCAGGGAAGCCUGAACGUGGCGCAGGACGAACUGGUGACGUUCAGCGAGGAGCUGGCCAACCUCUAUAACCACGUGUGCAUGUGCAACAACGAGACGCCCAGCCGGGUCAUGCUCGACUACUAUAAGGAAGGCAAGGCCAGUAUAGGGGGCAGGGGCAGCCGAGAGGGGAAGACACAACAUCUGUCCCAUGUUCUGCUCUCCAACGGGCUGGUUCCUGAAACUGAAUCCAAUAAAUCUGAAGCCAGUGACCCAGCCACCCCAGAGUCCCGUUCAGAGCCCAUGAACAUCUAUAACCUAGUUGCCAUCAUCAGGGACCAGAUCCGUCACCUGCAGCAGGCGGUGGACCGCACCACAGAGCUGAGCCGUCAGAGGAUGGCCUCCAUGGAGCUGGGUACUGUGACCGAUAAGGACAAGGAGGCCUGCAUGGGGGAAAUCCUCAAACUCAAGUCUCUGCUCAGCACCAAGAGAGAGCAGAUCGCCACCCUGAGGGCCGUGCUCAAGGCCAACAAACAGACGGCUGAGGUGGCGCUGGCCAACCUGAAGAGUAAAUACGACAACGAGAAGACCAUGGUGACCGAGACCAUGUUGAAGCUCCGCAAUGAGCUCAAGGGCCUGAAAGAGGACGCUGCCACCUUCACCUCAUUACGGGCCAUGUUUGCUACAAGGUGUGACGAGUAUGUGACCCAGCUGGAUGACAUGCAGAGGCAGCUGGCUGCAGCGGAGGAUGAGAAGAAGACCCUGAACUCCCUGCUCCGCAUGGCCAUCCAGCAGAAGCUGGCCCUGACCCAGCGACUGGAGGACCUAGAGUUUGACCACGAACAGGCGCGCCGCGGCGGGGGAGUGGCGGCGGGCGGGCGGGGGAAAACCUCCUCAUUGGCGCGGGGCAAAGGGGUAUCGGCCAAUCAUUAUUAAUUUAUUCAAGCCCAGUGGCCCCUUCAAAGAUUGACAGUCACCUUGCCGAUGAUUAAUUCAGUACACCCCCCCGUGGCCUGAGACCCAUGUCAGAGACACACACUGCUGUAAUGCGAGGACUUUGAUAUCUGAGUGCAAACACACACCAGAGUAUGUGAGCGGAGUUGAGCGGUCAGAGAUCCCACUCGUUGCUCACGGAGCAGUCUUCUGCCACUCCAAAUUCGCUCCAUUCGUUUUCUGUUUAAAAAUAAUGAUUCAACAAACACCCCCAUCUACUUUUGUGACUAUGUACUCAUAUCAAGAUUUCUUUGCAUUAGUGGUGGGGUAGGCUAAAUAAAUACAACAGAAUACGCAUAAUUAAAAGAACAUAAUGAAGGAAAUGAAAAAUGCUGGCCAGAGCAUGCCCAGAGAUCGUGGCUGAGCGGUACCGGAGCGAAAUUGAAGCGGGAUAGAAGGCCGCCGCUCCAACGUUUUAGAAAUUUGCUCCAUGCUCCAGCCAAAUGAAGCACGCUCCACUUCAGCUCCACUCUGCUCACGUCCUCUGACACACACACACACACACACACACACACAUGCUCCAGGCCCCUACAGACACACAUGAAACCCCCAGGGGUUUUGUCCCUCUGUGCGGCUACAGUAAACAAGAAAGUCUCCUCGGUAUGAUGACCAAUAGAGGUCUAUUUCUAUGGGUAUGACCCGCAUUUGUGAUCCAGUCACUCACUCCACAUUGUCCACCUCUAUACCAUUAUAACUCUUUGUAUCUUUCCCCCGACUAUAGCCGACUCCAACUCAACGCCACGAUUUACGAUGGAGUUGAGUGGCGACAGUGUUGGCGAACUGGAGCGCCAACGUCACAUAAAAACCCACUGUCGCGUGUAAUUACGGGCUAUGUUUUGGGUGCUGUAAUCAUUUUAUGUGAUAGUCGCCGCUCAACUCCAUCGUAAAUCAUGGAGUUGAGUUUAAUCGGCUACCCGGAUGACUGCGCCCUUUUAAUGUAUUUAUUUAUCUUUUAUUGCUUGUUGUAACUCAGUGAACGUGUGAGGUGUUCAUAAGCUUUUUGUUGCAUUUAAUAAUUGUUGAUAAUUGGAGCAUUCAUAAUAGAAUUUCCAUGGAGAGCAAACCUGUGUUGAUUUAUAUUUAUUUGUAGAGAAAGAUCAGAGGCAGGAAAGUCAUAGGAACUAAAGUGACUUGCUACAGUUCUCCCUGGGGUCAAUAUUCAGUGGGACUCCCAGGCUAAUGUAAGUUCUCUGCAAGAACCUGGAUAGAAAUCUUGAUUGGAAUGAGUCCUUUCUCUCUUUUGUUUUAAAUCUUGUCUCAUGUAUUUAGAUGUUUUAUUUAACCUUUAUUUAUCCAGGUGAGUCAAUUAAGAACAAAUGAUUCUUUACAAUGACCGCCUGGCAAAUUUUUAUAAUGUGCUUCAAAAAAGUUAACCGGUGAGCUGGAUGUUCAAGAAGGCUUUUUUCCCGCCUUAUUCUUCUACCUUCUGGUCUUAGUUUUGACUAGUAGUGCCUUUCUGUCCACAAAAGAGAAGCUAGAUUUCGUUUUUUAUGUUUUCAAUGUCUUUGAGAAGGAAUUUGGGUGAGAGGUUUUGACCCCAGUCAUUACAGAUUGAGGAAAAUAAUAGGAACUGUGGUGAAUUCUUUGAAGUGAUUCUGUGAUCCUCCAAAUGUUCAGAAUUGCAAAUUUAGGGUGCUAUUAUUAUAAAGAAAAAAACGUAUUUUAAACGUUUCGAUACUAUAACUGUUAACUUUGGCUGCCGAGUUAGUGGUUCGAGGCAUUUACAACAGUGGCUGAUUGAGAGAUUACUAAUGCACAUACUUAUUUAUACUCUAGCGUGUAUGGCAAAGGUCAGGCAAUGUCAAUAUAGAAUUGACAAGUAUGGAGGAUCAUUUCUUUGUCUGUUUUAAUGCAAUUUUAUUAGCCCUUUGUAUGUCCUCUAAUAGAGUUGUUGUGACUUCAGCAAACAGAAGAAGUAAAGUCAUCAACACCUUCUGCAGUGCCAUUUAAUUCACAGCUUUGUUGAUGCAAUAAAAGUUACAUUUAUGUUUUUUUUCCUUCUUUUUUUCACAAGUGCAAUUUAAACGCAGUAUCAAUAUGGAAAUAAGGUAUAAAAAUGCCGUCUGUUUGCUGAUGCUAUUGUUAUGUUUUACUACUUACUCACAAUCUUGAUCCAAUUUGAGUUUAUCUUUGUACUAAAUAACUUGUUUGUAUUUAUUUUAAACAAUGUCAUGUAUGUUGGUAUUGUCAAUAAUGUGGAUUAUGAUUAGUGGCAUAUUGAUACCAUAUUGAUGUCAUUUUCCAUGUUAUCUUCAAGGGACUUUGGGUGGAGAUGGUGGUCGUGUUCCACUGCUUGGUUCGUUGCAUGCCAUGUCAUCGACUGACAGAUUGCUAUAACAUAAUGAUGUGGUUAGCUGAUAGGUAAAAUACCUAUCCAGGCGUUGUAAGAUCUGGCAACGUCUAAGCAGUGGAACGCUCAAUAGAAGCCAGUAGCCUACUUACCUAUGUGAUGAUGAUGUUGCACUGGCAAGGUGCAUGCUUAAUAGUAUAAACUUAACUUCAGACUUAAUGUGGUGGUGUUGGGGUUAUUAAAACAUAUAUAUUGAUCCUA